UGACACCUGUAUUGCACGUAAAAGUGUGUGUGUGUGCCGUGACCCUGUUUGCAGUCGUCCACACUCAGGGGCAUAUAGUAUGUUUGUAUGUGUGCGCGCCCGGGAGUCGGAGCCCUGCUUGCAAUCGUCCACUACCAGGUAAAUAUGUGUGUGUGUCUGCAUAUGUGUGUGUGUGUGUGUGUGUGCUCUGGGCGGUGGUGUGUGACGGUGUGUGACGUCCGCCGCCCACGCGCCGCCCUCGUUACACACACUGGCGGGACAACGCUGGGACGGGACACACAGCGACUCUCCCUGCGGCCUCGCGCGGAGGAACACUUGCGGGGGGGGACACUGCGGAGCACAGUGUUCACCGGCGACCCUCACUCCCUCACCCGCCAUCCACCUCACUCAGGUCAUACAAGUCACUCGCUCACGAGUUCAGCGCCACCUCAAGUGUUCAAACUUCAGUGUCCUGCAGGACAGACAGCGCGCAGGAUGUCCUUACUGGAGGACCCGAAGAGUGCUGAGGGGCGCGGCGAGGACCGCUGCCGCCUGGUGGUGUGUUCCUUCUGUGGCUACGUGACGGACCGCAAGAACAAUCUGAAGCGACACAUCCAGACCAUGCACGAGGCGUCCUCCGUGGAGCUGGAGUGCUGCGGCCAGCGCUUCUUCAACAAGGCUGACAUGCGAACACACACUCGUGCCCUGCAUCGCGAGGGCUACAUGUGCCCCAUUUGCCGCCACGUGUUCUGCCGCAAGGCGCUGCUCAAGCGGCACCUCUCCGUGCACACCGGCAUCAAGGAGUUCAUCUGUUGCCUGUGUGGCUACGACACCAGCCACAAGAGUAACCUGGAGCGACACAUGAGGACGCAUGCCAAGGACAAGGAGGAGAACAAGUCGUCGAAAAAGGAAGCCGCUCUGCUGCAGGCGCCGCGGCCCUCCUUGCCUCCCCAGCAAGCCAUGCGCCGCGCCCCGCCGCCUGCCAGGGGCACCCCGAAGGCCCUUCAUGAGCUUCACUCCAAGGCCGUCAGUGUGUGCGACAGUCAGUGGGCCUCCGUGUGGGCACUGCAGCAUGGCUACCAGCUAUCGCCGCCCUCCUUGUCGCCGCCGCCACCGCCUCUCCUCCGCUACCCAGCAGAGGCGUGCCUCCAGCCCGCCAAACACCCCUGCGUGCCGUCGAGGAGCUUCACCAUCGAGGAGCUGCUGCGGAACAGCGCCCAACAGCCGCCACAGCCGCCACAGCCCCCACAGCCAGUACAGCCGCCGCAACUAGCAGGUCCCUCCCAAGGAAUACAGAACGCCCCGCGACCAGACAGGAGCCAGCCCGCAGUCCCUCACUCCUGUGCCGCCUCCGCCAAAAUCCUGCGACCCACACCUAUCCGCCCUCACGCUAAGGACUUCCUCAGGCGCCCACCGCAGUCCUCCAUCGCUUACCAGGGGCGUCUUCUGGCUGUAGUGGAUGUCACUCCUCCUGCACCUUCCGCCUUCGUCCCUCCACCUCCUCCACCGCCUCCACCGCCUCGUCUCAGCAUCACGCCGCCCCUCGCCUUCAUACCGUCCUGCCCUCAGCCAUCUCACCUCUUACACGCCCACCUCCCGCCUCUGCAGUGCGUUGCAAACCUAUACCCGCCUGCAGGGGAUCCUCUCGGCGUCCCAACCCUCAAGGAGACGCCCUCGCCGGAGUCGCCAGAGCGGGGGAGCAGCCCUGAGAGGGUGAGCAGCCCCGAGGAGCACCACCACGCCACAGGGGAGGAAUACAUGCACAAGAAGCUGCGGUUCUCACGCAAACUACGGCAAGUUGAGGUGGAGCAGUUAUGUUCGGCCAGCCAGGAGAUGCCGCGUGACUGAGAGAGAUAGAGGGGGCGGGGGUGUACAGUGCCAUCGUAGCCAUUAGCCGCCUCUGCACGCACUCAUCACAAAGAGCACUGCAGCGGCCAUCUUGUUGAGGCGGCACGGACAGUCUAGCGGCCUCGUCUUUUGAAAUGCUUUGUAUCAGAUCACUGUUUCAUGUGGCCAUCAAGUGGUUAAUCCAAGCUUUGCAAUAUUACAUUAUCCAUUUCAGUUCAGUACUGUCAUAAUAUGGUUAUCCGGUAAUUCAUUCAAACAUUACAGUAUUACAUCAGUCCAUUUCAUUCCAAAGUACUGUUUCGUAUGGUUAUCAAGUACCAUAAUUAAUUUAAAUAUUAUAGAAAAAAACAUCUAUUCACUUCAUAUCAGAUUUGUUUAAUAAGUAAUCAAGUCAUUAAUUCGCGUAUUUAUCCAUUUCAAAUAAGUUUACUGUUUCAUUGGUAUCACGUUACCAUUUCAAGUAUUACAGUAUUACGUCUACCCAUUUCAUCUCAGCACUCAGUUACAAAAGCUUAGUUAUUACGAAAUUAAUUCAUGUCCCUAUCAGCUUUGCUCUUUGUGUGUGCAUGUGUCCGUGAAGGCGAUGACUGACUAAUUCUUUGACCGCUUGUCUGACACUUACCACUGCAGCCAUGGCCGACCUUACGUGACUGAAAGGUUAGGAUGCAGGCACUGAAACACGAGGAUUACUUCAUGGUCAGGUUACUGGAGUGUGUCAAUUACUUUGCAGAUAUAUUACAAGGUCACAGGCAUUGCAGGACUGGAAUUACUUAACAGAAAUGUGGUUAAGUUACAGAUAUAUUUGAAUUACUUUACCGAAAUAUUAUUAUGCUGCAGAAAUAUGUUAAUUCCUCAGUGUAAAUAUGAUUAGUUUUCAGGCACUGAACAGCGUAACUUACUUAAAAGAAAUAUGAUUACAUUCCACACAU
Molecule: messenger RNA, 2756 nt
Organism: Scylla paramamosain (green mud crab)
Lineage: Eukaryota; Metazoa; Arthropoda; Malacostraca; Decapoda; Portunidae
Product: zinc finger protein 628-like
Exons: 2
Coding region: 88-1827 (579 amino acids)
Biological process (GO): regulation of transcription by RNA polymerase II
Molecular function (GO): DNA-binding transcription factor activity, RNA polymerase II-specific; RNA polymerase II transcription regulatory region sequence-specific DNA binding
Source: RefSeq, a predicted model, not a curated record